Messenger RNA from Strongylus vulgaris, 303 nucleotides. NCBI's taxonomy places the organism in Eukaryota, Metazoa, Nematoda, Chromadorea, Rhabditida, Strongylidae. The record is from the annotation of a GenBank genome assembly.
AUGGAGAGAGGGAGCACCAAGGAGCAGUGGUACCCUUCUGUUGUCCUCUCAACCUACAGCCAAAUUUUGAUUCAAUAUCGCGCAUUGCAGAAUCAGAAGAUCUACCUGUAUAAGUUCGACUACGAGCUGAAACGUCUCAACGAAUAUAAGGUGACGCUGUUCGCCGAAGAUGAUCACUUCUGCCACACUAGCGACAUAACUACGUUCUUCAAUACGUCGUCGAUAGAGCCCACUCCUAAAUCUGAGGCCGCCAAAAAUUUAGGAGUUCAGCAAGCAAAACCGCUGAAUAUGUCGCUUAUACAG